UCACAUUUCUUUUAAGCGACAGGGUGUCUAGACGCACACGUGACCGGGCGCGUCAAUGCGCACUGGAGUCGAGGAGGAAGGGCACCCAAACCAUCCGCCUCAUUUACAGACAGAGAGAGAGAGAGAGACUUUUACCUCCCUCCUCCUUCCAACUCAGUUUUUCUUCCAUUCAGCCACGGAAACUUCGUGCGAGCUCACGAGAAGGCUGGAUUAUUUGACCCGAGAAGGGAAUUCGGCUGCGGAAACCUGCAGACGAAAGACGGAGCUUCUCGCUUCAACGCGGCUCCAACUCCCCCACAAAUCGAGGGACUCAGACCUGGAUUUGCUUCCCCGGGACGAGGCUCUCAGCAGCAGAAAGCAUCCUCUGCAGAAGACUGGCGGAUAAAUUAGAAUAAAUACAAAUAAAAACACAGCAUCCUGGUGGAGAACCCGGGGAUUUUGUGGAUUAAAGCGCAUGAAGACGCAGCGGCUUCGAGCGCCUCUGUUCUCGGGAUAAUUGCGCCAGCGCUGAGGUUUAAUUAGGCCCCAGUUUGUCUCAUGAACACCGCAACUCGUUCACGCUGAUGGGGAGAUUUUUGGCACCGGGUAUUUACUGAAAACCCGCACGGAAAGUGUUUUUUUUUUUAUUUUUAUAGGGGCUCAUUACGUUGAAGGUGCAUGCGGCAACCUCUCUGUUCAGCUGCUUGACGGGGGAAUGGUGAUCCACUCCCUGAGGGAAAAGCUCCCUGUCCCCUGAACCCUCUUUUUUUCCCCUGGAGAUCCGAUCUGCAAGGAGGAGAAGAAAACACCACGGAUACUGGCGCAUGCUACAGAUUUCCUCUGCUUCUCCAGCUCCCAGCUUUUCCACCGUCUUCUCUCCGGCUGCUUGUCGCUGCCUGGACUCGGAUCCCGGAAUCUUCAUGAUUUGCGGACACCAUGCUCGUUCUUUAGCCGGGAAACCCUCUUUUCGUCCCGCAUGUUUAGGACCAAACGAUCGGGGCUCGUCCGGCGACUCUGGAGGAGCCGCGCGCCCGUGGAGGGCGACGGGGAGGCGGACAGAGGAGGAGGAGGAGGAGGGACGCGUCACGAUCAUGGCUCCGGGGCCGGCUGCUGCAUGGGCAAAGCGACAAGCAAGGUGUCCAAGUGCGGCGCAGGCUCCGAGGCUGAACUGAAGGCGCUGACCCACUCUGUGCUCAAAAGGAUCAAGGAGAAACAGUUGGAGGUGCUCCUGCAGGCGGUGGAGUCCAAGGGGGGCGCGCGGAGCCCCUGCUUGCUUCUGCCCAGCAAGGUGGACGCCAAAGUGGGUCAGCAGUCUUAUUCCCUCCCCAUGCUGCUCUACAAAGUGUUCAGGUGGCCGGACCUGAGGAACUCCGCGGAGCUCAAGAGGCUGUCUUGUUGCGAGUCCUACGGGAAAACCAACCCGGACCCAGUUUGCUGCAACCCGCACCACAUGAGCAGGCUGUGUGAACUCGAGUCACCUCCUCCCCCAUAUUCACGCUAUCCCAUGGAUUAUCUUAAACCACCAGAUUCUCCAGACUCUGGACCUUCAUCCAGUGACACUGGAGGAACGACGGACUCGGCCCCUGUGGGGCUUUCAGAUUCUCUGGCGUUGCAAGAGUCUGGUGAGCGCGCCCAUUGGUGUGUGGUGGCGUACUGGGAGGAAAAGACACGCGUUGGACGCCUCUACUCGGUCCAGGAGCCCUCUCUGGACAUCUUCUAUGAUCUACCUCAAGGGAACGGCUUCUGUCUGGGCCAGCUUUGCUCUGACAACAAGUCCCAACUGGUGCAGAUGGUGCGGGCCAAAAUUGGCUACGGCAUCCAGCUGACGCGCGAGCCAGACGGAGUGUGGGUCUACAACCGAAGCUGCUACCCCAUCUUCAUCAAGUCGGCCACACUGGACAACCCGGACUCGCGCACGCUGCUGGUGCACAAGGUGUUCCCUGGAUUCUCUAUCAAAGCUUUUGACUAUGACAAGGCCUGCAGCCUGCAGAGGCCGAAUGAUCACGAAUUCACGCAGCAGCCCCGCACAGGCUUCACUGUGCAGAUAAGCUUUGUGAAAGGCUGGGGACAGUGCUACACCAGACAGUUCAUCAGCAGCUGUCCAUGCUGGCUGGAAGUGAUCUUUAACACUCGGUAGCAGCAGCCUUUCUCGCUCCUCACUCGGACCUCUUCACAAAAAGACUUCAUCCACUUUUCUCGUUUUUGUCGGAAAAGGUUCAAACACAGAAAAAUAAAAGGAUUUAAAGAAGAAAGUAUAAAAUUCUGAUGGACUUUGUUUAAUAAAUGACUGAGAUUUAAUGAAUAAGAGGCAAAAAAUGUAUUUUAUGUUAUAUAUAUAUAAAUAUAUUAUUAAUUGUAAAUAUGAAGACGUUUUAUAAGCAUCAUUAUUUAUGUAUUGUGCAAUGUCUUGAUGAGAAAAGAAAAGAAGAUGCACUUUGCUUAAUAUAAAUACAAAACAAAGA
Molecule: messenger RNA, 2441 nt
Organism: Nematolebias whitei (Rio pearlfish)
Lineage: Eukaryota; Metazoa; Chordata; Actinopteri; Cyprinodontiformes; Rivulidae
Gene: smad7
Product: SMAD family member 7
Exons: 4
Coding region: 956-2116 (386 amino acids)
Biological process (GO): regulation of transcription by RNA polymerase II; anatomical structure morphogenesis; cell differentiation
Cellular component (GO): heteromeric SMAD protein complex
Molecular function (GO): transcription regulator inhibitor activity; I-SMAD binding
Source: RefSeq, a predicted model, not a curated record